AAUCGCAAUAUUCAACAACAAUAUUGCAAAACGCAUAUUACUGCAUCGGUAUCACUGAUCCAGGCCAAAAUGACAUGAUCUAUAUCGGAUUGUUGUUGUUGUUUGUUUGUUAGGUUUUUUUUUUCCUGAAUCAAAACCAGUCCGAUCAACCCAAACUGUAUCUUGUAUCCUCAACUUCACUUGGCGCGACAUGCCAUUGCACAGAUGAGCUGUUGCCAUGGUUGCCGCGUGCCUGUUUUUGUCACGUGAGCAGUUGCUCCACAGUGUACGUGAUUUCUUUUUUUUUUUUUUAAAUGUCACCAUCAAGCAAAUUACUUUAUAUAAAUAUAUAUGUAUAUAUAGAUAUACAUGUACAUACACACACAUACAUUCAUGUAUAUAACCGAUGCCGAUUUUGAUAUUUGGCAGAAUGCCAUUCCGAGAGAAAAAUGCACAAAAAUCUGCCAAUUUUUGGAGGACGCGUGGGGGGCGGGUGUUUCAAUAUGCUUGAUGUUUUUCCUUAUCUUGUAAUAUGUGGAAUCGGCCGUCUGAUUAAUGUGCUUGGCCUUAAUCUUAAUGAAACGCCGCACACUUUGAUCCCCACAAAGCAGCUUUUCUUGGCCACGGUUGGCUCUGUAGCAUUAGCGCCGUUAGCUUCUUUGUGUGCUUAGUUGAGGUAGGUGGGAUAUUCCUGAGGGAUUUUCGGCUGAGAAAAGCGAAUUGCCAGAAAACCCCCGCCAUCCCCCCCUGCCCCGGUGUUGCGUCUAUUCGGUUUGCAUAUUUUCGUUUUUUGGGGUUUAUCUUUUUUUUUUUUUUUUUGCAUUUCCCCACUUCAUUUUAUUGGCCUCAAUGGUGACUCAGAAUUUUUGCACGCAGAUUUUGCGUGAAUUGAAUUUCUAUUUUUCAUGCAUUCAUACGAAUCAUUUGUUAAUUCUUUUCUAUUGUCAUGACACUGCCAUCUGCUACCUCCCGCCUGCUCACUUUGAUUUGAUCUUCCUCCUCCGUCAUCUUUCUCUUCUUCGCACUCGCAAGCACGCCCCGCCUCUGCAAUGUGACGCUCCCCUGCCUCACUUGCCUCUUCUUCUUCUUUGCCGCCGCCUCCUCGAACUCGUGCAGUGAUGCAACGUGCUCAUCUUAGGUGACGAGGUGAUGGAUGAUUUGAAAAAGUAAACAACAUCACCUUUUUGUUUUGUUUGUUUGGACCGCCGAGGACUUUUGGAGUCUGGACCACGGAGACGCCAACUGGCAAUGUGCAAUGGCCCUGCCAAAUCAGUAAGUCUGACUGACUGGACAUAUGAUCUGCGCGACUGGACAAAUGAUUGUGUGAGAGAGGACAAACGAGAAAUUAUUGAACAUGCAAGACAUACGAUUGGACCUUGAACCUGUGGCCGUGGACAUACAUCUGCGAUUGGAUAUCCGAUAUAUACAGUUGGAUGUCGGAUGCAGGCAACUGGACAAAAUUGCGUGACCGGAUCAGCUCGGAUUCUUGACGAAUGCGAUUGGCUCUCCAACGUGCGCAACUGGACAUAAGACAUGGACCAGGUCGACGUCAAUCGGGACCCACCCACGAGUGAGUCCGUAAAUCUCAGUUACCACGACGACUAUGACGACUUGCUGGCCGACGCGGAGCACCUCGGGUUCGAAGGCGGCACCUUUCCCGAAGACCCCAUCCGACUGCUCGGAGUGCAGGUGGUAUUGAUCGCGGCCUACAGCGCCAUUAUCCUGCUGGGGCUUGUGGGUAAUUCUCUUGUCAUCUACGUCAUCUACCGCUUCAAGACGCUGCGCACCGUCACCAACUUCUUCAUAGCCAACUUGGCCGUCGCCGACCUGCUGGUGAACGCGCUGUGUCUCCCGUUCACGCUGGUCUACACGCUUCAGGGUGAGUGGCAGUUUGGCAGCACCCUUUGCUUCCUGGUGCCCUUCGCCCAGGGCCUCGCCGUCCACGUCUCCACUCUGACCCUCAACGUCAUUGCCCUGGACCGCCACAGGUGCAUCAUUCACCACCUGGAGACCAGGAUGCGCAAGGACACCUGCUACGGGGUCAUCGCGCUCACGUGGCUGAUGAGCGCCGCCCUCGCCAGCCCCCUCGCCAUCUUCCGAGAGUACGGAUCUUUCGCGCUGACGCCUGGGCACAGCAUCCAGGUUUGCACCGAGAAGUGGCCCGGGUCCAGCACGGACGGGACGGUGUACAGCGUCUCUAUGUUGGUGCUCCAAUACUUCCUCCCGCUUGCCAUCAUUUCUUUCGCCUACGCCCGCAUCUGGUCCAAGCUGCGAGGUCACGUCAGCCCGGCGGAGGGCGGGGCCGACGGCGCGGCCGCGGGCUCCCAGCGCCACCGCCGCCGUCGUAAGACCACAAAAAUGCUGGUGACCAUGGUGGUGGUCUUCGCCGUCAGCUGGCUCCCUUACCACGCCUUCCAGCUGGCCACCGACAUCGACAGCACCGUGCUGGACAUGCCCCAUUUCCGUCUGCUUUACACCCUCUUCCACGUGGUGGCCAUGUGCUCCACCUUUGCCAACCCGCUGCUCUACGGGUGGAUGAACCGCAACUACCGCGCCGCCUUCCUGGCCGCCUUCAAGCUUCGGGAUAGAGGGUGUGGGCGCGGGCGCGAGGACUCCAUCCGCCAGUUGAAUGGGGAAGAUGAAGGGAGGACGAAGAGGGAGGAGGCCAGGCAGGAAGUUGCGUGCGCCUGUCUCAACGCGACCGACGUGUGAACAGCACGGGUUGCGGAUUCAUCCGUUUUAUUAUUUUUUUGGUGGCUAAACUACAGCCUGUAGCAGCUGACUGUGGGCAAGGGAGGUGGGGUUGAUCGAAGGCCUCGACACUACCGCAAGAACUGACCUUCAUUUACAACUUGAAUUCCAAUAGUCCUGCCGUGAAACUGUAUUAAGACAUUGCCGUCAUUCUGUUCUCUUUAUUUGGUUUAGUUUGUCAUGGAUGAACUGCUUCCUCUGUAUGUUGAUGUAAGAUUUUAUUUGAUUUUACUUUUUUUGUCCAAUCCAAUUUCAGACGUUUUGUGUUGGCAGGUCAUCAGGGGAGGCGGCCCGGUAGUCCAGUGGUUAGCACGUCGGCUUCACAGUGCAGAGGUACCGGGUUCGAUUCCAGCUCCGGUCUCCCUGUGUGGAGUUUGCAUGUUCUCCCCGGGCCGGCGUGGGUUUUCUCCGGGUGCUCCGGUUUCCUCCCACAUUCCAAAAACAUGCGUGGCAGGCUGAUUGAACACUCUAAAUUGUCCUUAGGUGUGAGUGUGAGUGCGAAUGGUUGUUCGUCUCUGUGUGCCCUGCGAUUGGCUGGCAACCGAUUCAGGGUGUCCCCCGCCUACUGCCCGGAGACAGCUGGGAUAGGCUCCAGCACCCCCCGCGACCCUAGUGAGGAUCAAGCGGUUAGGAAGAUGAA
This is a messenger RNA of Hippocampus zosterae (dwarf seahorse), 3370 nucleotides long. It is a transcript of the gene npy2rl, whose product is annotated as neuropeptide Y receptor Y2, like. Gene Ontology annotation, biological process: G protein-coupled receptor signaling pathway. Gene Ontology annotation, molecular function: neuropeptide Y receptor activity. The coding region runs from base 1513 to 2691 and encodes 392 amino acids. Gene Ontology annotation, cellular component: membrane. The transcript has 7 exons. The record is from RefSeq and is a predicted model, not a curated record. NCBI's taxonomy places the organism in Eukaryota, Metazoa, Chordata, Actinopteri, Syngnathiformes, Syngnathidae.